This is a messenger RNA of Trichomycterus rosablanca, 5372 nucleotides long. RefSeq names its product OTU deubiquitinase 7A (gene otud7a). The transcript has 13 exons. The record is from RefSeq and is a predicted model, not a curated record. Lineage: Eukaryota; Metazoa; Chordata; Actinopteri; Siluriformes; Trichomycteridae. Gene Ontology annotation, biological process: protein K11-linked deubiquitination; protein K48-linked deubiquitination; protein K63-linked deubiquitination. Gene Ontology annotation, molecular function: DNA binding; cysteine-type deubiquitinase activity; zinc ion binding. The coding region runs from base 393 to 3215 and encodes 940 amino acids. Gene Ontology annotation, cellular component: cytoplasm; nucleus.
UUAGACUGGGAUCUCGGUCUGGCCUAGGGAUUUAUAGCCAUAUUUCUGGAAAGAAAAGAAGAUUUACUAUCGGACAAUGAGGGAUUAUGAAUAAGAAGCCAAAGGUCUGGUCGCGACCCCAAGGCUCCCCUACUGUUAAAGUCAUGGACUAAAGAAGAGAGAGAGUGUGUGUGUGUGGCGGUGAGUGAAUGGGUGGGUGUGCAUGCGUGUGUGCGUGCAUGUGUGUGUGAACAAGUGUGGGUGUGAGUAUGUAAGUGUGUUUGAGCUGUUCACCAUAACCAUGGAGGUGAGGUGGCUGCUGAAGAACUUUUAGUGAGAAACGAUGAGAGCGUGAAGCUCUGGCUUCCACGAAGGUCACUGCUGCAGGCUGGACAGCGCAGCCACAUGAUCACAUGACUCUGGACAUGGAUGCGGUCCUGUCAGACUUUGUUCGGUCCACAGGGGCUGAGCCGGGUCUGGCACGAGACCUGCUAGAGGGCAAAAACUGGGACCUGAGCGCUGCUCUGAGUGACUACGAGCAGUUGCGGCAGGUCCAUACUGCCAACCUGCCCCGGGUGUUUAACGAGGGCCGUUACUACAAACAGCCAGAGCACAGCGGCACCCCCCAGCACCUUAACAAACUGGAGCCAUGCUUACAGAGGCAGGAGGAGAACACUCAGGAGAAACGUCUUUCUCGUGGCAUCUCUCAUGCCAGCUCUGCGAUCAUGUCACUGGCACGGAUGCACGUGACAGGCGAGUGUACCAGGGAGCAGUUGCCUCUGGAGAUGCCCAUCUACACCUUCCAGCUGCCUGACCUAAGCGUGUACAGCGAGGAUUUCCGCAACUUUAUCGAGCGUGACCUCAUCGAGCAGUCUACCAUGGUAGCCCUGGAGCAGGCAGGUCGUCUGAAUUGGUGGUCCACUAUAUGCACCAGCUGUAAGAAACUCCUUCCAUUAGCAACUACUGGGGAUGGAAACUGCCUACUGCAUGCUGCUUCCUUAGGGAUGUGGGGCUUCCAUGAUAGAGAUCUGGUGCUGAGAAAAAGUCUAUAUGCAAUGAUGAAAAGUGGGGCUGAGAGAGAAGCCCUGAAGAGACGGUGGAGAUGGCAGCAGACACAGCAAAACAAAGAGUCGGGGCUGGUGUACACGGAGGAGGAGUGGGAGAGAGAGUGGAACGAGUUGCUGAAGCUGGCCUCCAGCGAGCCUCGCACACAUGUCAGCAAAAACGGCAACGCCAACGGAGGAGUGGAUAACUCAGAAGACCCUGUGUAUGAGAGCUUGGAGGAGUUCCAUGUGUUUGUGUUGGCCCAUGUGCUGAGGAGACCCAUCGUGGUGGUGGCUGAUACGAUGCUUCGGGACUCUGGAGGAGAAGCAUUUGCACCUAUUCCAUUUGGGGGACUCUACCUGCCCCUGGAGGUGCCACCCAACCGGUGCCACUGUUCUCCAUUGGUGUUGGCAUAUGAUCAGGCCCACUUUUCUGCCCUGGUCUCCAUGGAACAGCGUGAUCAACAGAGAGAGCAAGCUGUCAUCCCUCUGACAGACUCCGAGCACAAGCUAUUAGCUCUACACUUUGCGGUGGACCCAGGCAGAGAUUGGGAGUGGGGGAGGGACGACAACGACAACGCCAAGCUGGCUAAUCUGAUCCUGUCGUUGGAGGCCAAGCUAAACCUCCUGCACAGCUAUAUGAAUGUAACAUGGAUUCGGAUACCAUCAGAGACAAGGGCUCCUCUUGCUCAACCCGAGUCGCCCACUGCUUCUGCAGGGGAAGACGUCCAGUCGCUUGCUGAAUCCAUGGAGUCGGACCGUGAAUCGGUCUGCAGUAACUCUAACCUCAACAAUGGCAAGUCCAGUAAAGACAAGGACAAAGAAAAGCAGCGGAAGGAAAAAGAAAAAGCUCGCACAGACUCAGUAGCCAACAAGCUGGGAAGCUUUAGCAAAACACUGGGCAUCAAGCUUAAAAAGAACAUGGGAGGUUUGGGUGGCCUUGUUCAUGGCAAAAUGAACAAAUCCGCCACACCGAACGGGCGUGCCUUGGACAGCAGUGAGCAGAAAUCCAAGAAAAAGGACUCCAAAAUACGCAAAGGGAGCAAAGAGGAGUCAGGCCAGUCAACAAGCACAUCUUCCUCAGAGAAAGCGACCAGCCCCUCUCCUACUGACAGAGCUUUGAGUAACUCCUCUGUAGAAAAUCAGCCCAGCUCAUGCAAAAUCCAAGAUGAACGGACAUUAGACAACUGGAAGUACAGUACAGAUGUUAAGCUAAGCUUGAACAUACUGCGGGCAGCCAUGCAAGGCGAGCGCAAGUUUAUCUUUGCAGGCCUCUUGCUUACCAGUCAUCGGCAUCAGUUUCACGAGGAGAUGAUCAGCUACUACCUUAGCAGUGCCCAGGAACGGUUCAGCACUGAGCAGGAACAGAAAAGAAAAGCCGAGGCUGAGAAAAAGCCCCAGACUAAUGGCUCCCUGAAGAAGCCAGAACAGGAGAGCUCAUUCCAAAGAGAGCGCUCAGAUAGCUCUCCUGCUGAGAGUUGCUCACCUGUCCUGCCUCCCAGCCAUAUCCACGCACUAAAGAACCAGGGGAGGAACAGUCCUACAUUUGCUGCUUCUCCCGUCCCUAUACCAAACUCCAAUCUGGCUUCAGUCCAGCGUUCGUCCAUGUCUCCUGUCCCCUUCUCCUCUCCCAGUAAUGGUGCUAAGAGACCCGAACCCAUCCCGGUGUCGGCCCAUUAUAGCCAUACACCACCCGUCCAGAGACACAGCGUCAUCCAUCUGCGUGAUGGCAGCAUGCAGUCAUCCAGCUAUCAAGACGAGACCUUCAAACCGCCGGUGGGAUCAUUGAAGACCUGUGCCACAUAUCCGCAGCAGAACCGCUCACUGUCCUCUCAAAGCUAUAGCCCAGCACGCAUGUCUGGGAUUCGAGUUGUCAACGCAGGUGAUUCCUUGCCAUACAACAUGCCCGGCGAGCACAAAUCCCACACCUAUACCAAUGGCUUCAAUGCUGCCCACAUCAGAGACAGUUUGGAGUUUGCUGAUGCAGAACUCACACAGCAUGCCUGGCUUGGUCAUGAGAAAUCCAAAAUACGCAGUGGAACCUGUCCGGUGUACUUUUUUCAGCAGAAACGCUGCAAAAGGGAGAACUGCUCUUUCUAUGGUCGACCUGAGACUGAGAACUACUGCUCCUACUGUUAUAAAGAGGAGCUGAAACGCAGGGAAAGGGAGGGCAAAGGACACCGGCCUGGAUAGCCCCACCCAUCCCAGUGCUCUCAGCACUGGUGUGUGUGCAAAUCUGGUUUCACUGUUGUCCUUCAUCGUGGCCAUUCUUUGUUCUAUGCGAAUUAUAGAAAAAUAUUGGCAUAGCAGUUUUCUAAUCGAUUUAGGAAUGAGCUCAUUGUAUUCUUGUUGCUGUUCACUCAAUAGCAAGUCAACACUGCAGUUUACAGCUUUGCCAGAGAUUGUGCUGUUGUUUUCUUUGUGAAAUUGUUUUUCGUCCAAAUUGAAAUUCUUUUACUUGUUCUAGAGUAAAAGCUGAUGUCUGUGCAUUUUGCUCAGUCUGUAAUAUAAAGAUUUCUUGUUUUAGCUGAAAGAAAUGUAAAAGCAUAUGUCAAUCUCCUCUGAGCUCCCCAAAACCUAAAGGGUAACUCAUUUGAAUGCAAUACUUCUCAACAUAGCUCUUUGAAUUCUCAGUAUCCAAUAACACCUUUCUUCUGUGCAUUGCAAAUAAUGAAACAGGAGGGACAACCAUCAUCAAGCAUGGGGUUUAAAAAAGCAAUAAGUUUGGUAAUGACCAACCCUCCCCAUUUUAACUAUGCAUUCAUUAUGUCAGCCAUAAUAUGUUGUCUUUGUGCAAUUUUAUCUGUUGAAUAUAAGAAUAUUGUACUAAAAUGUUUUAUUUAUGGCCCAUUGAAGUGUGCCUCCAGGAAUUGUGGAAUACGUGGGAUAAAGGCCAUAUCUGUUUAAAGGUUUGCAUUCAGUCAGUCAGUCCUCAGUACUGUGUGAUGCAGUGCAUUGCUGUAUUUUGCAAUACAAUGCAUUUAUGAGCUAUACAUAAAGUAAAACUACUUAUGAAAAAAAUAUGCCUUGAAGGUCCAACAGUAUAAUGAAAAACAAACCUUUGUACAUUCCCUUUCAACUUUAUUAAGAACACAUGUACAGCUGCUCAUUCAUGUAAUCAUACAGUUAAUAUCAGGUUCAAGUGAACAGGCUAGUUUUAACUAUGGCAGAAACCCUUGAUUUGUAUUUUAAGCAUCUUAGAACACACAGAAUCUUUUAAGUAGAAAAAAUGGAUGAGGGCUUCACUGCUGUCAGCCAAAAAUAGGAAUCUACUACAGUAGGCACAGGCACAUUGCCAGUUUCUCUUCAACAUGCAGUUGGUAGGGUCAGAAUUUGGUAUAAACUACAUGAAUCCAUAGACCCAACCUACUUUUUGUAAACAAGUAAGGCUGGUGUUGGUGGUAUAAUGGUGUAAGGAAUGGUAUACAUUGGGGGGCAUACAUUGCCCCCCACUUCAGUACAAUUUGAGCAUGGUUAUACUCAACCUAUACUGAUUCUGACACUGGGCAUUGUACCAUGCAACAAGCAUAUGUCAUCUCAGAUUCCAUAAUGUUACCAGAUAUGAAUCCAAUAGAGUGGCUAAGAAAUGCAGUUAAAUUGGAGAUUUGCAGCACAAACAUACAUUUGGCAAAUAUACAGCAAUUACAUGAUCCAGUCAUGUCAGCACUGACCAAAUCUUAAAGAAAUGUUUCAACAGAAAGAAAAGUAAGUCCUUCCUAUUAUCAGUAUGGUGUUCCUAAUAAAGUGGCAAGUGAGUGUACACUGGAGAAGUUAACUGAAAGUAAAACCAGACCGAAAUCGAAUGUUUGUCAUAACCUGUUACACAUUGCUAUGGUUUAUGUAAUGCCUGUCUUUCAUUAUACAGUAUAUUCUCUAGCCCAUAACCCAGAAGCAAUUAUAUAGCUUUCUGUAGUUGCCCUAAGAAACAUGUGUGCCUGUUUAAAUUUAUCAGGUAUUGUGUUGAUUGGCAUAAUUACCAAAAAGUAGCUAAAUCCGUCUAUAAGGGCCAUAUUCAGAGUUGAGAAAGGUGUGCACAUUAAGGAGUAAAUAUCAGAAUUGCACUGAUAAAACAAUACUGUGGCUGAAAAAAACAAAAACACACACAAACAACACAAUGCCAAACAAAAAUGAGCCAGUGGAGAGCUGACACUAAGGCCGGAAUUUAAGGAGCUCUCAUAUUUGUAGCAAAUCAAAAUUUAAUGAGGUGGCCCUAAUGGCAUGGCAGGUGGGCAUGAUACUGCUCCACUGCUCUACACAGUGGCUUUGUGCCAGUAUUAGAAUUAAUUCAUAAUCAUAUGCUUUCUGGCGCUGUUAGGGCAAUAAUACAUGAGUACUAAAAAUGCAGCAUAU